CGUUCUUUUAGCUCUCUCAGCCGGCCGAUUCGGACGUGUACGAAGAUGUCUCUCGCAGAUCCCGUGUCGUUCGCCAAGGACUUCAUCGCCGGUGGCGUGUCCGCGGCCAUCUCCAAGACGGCCGUGGCGCCCAUCGAGCGAGUCAAGCUGCUCCUGCAGGUGCAACACGCGUCCAAGCAGAUCGCCGUCGACCAACAGUACAAAGGAAUCAUCGACUGCUUUGUUCGCAUUCCGAAGGAACAGGGAUUUGCCAGUUUCUGGCGUGGUAACCUUGCCAACGUGAUCAGGUACUUCCCCACGCAGGCGCUCAACUUCGCCUUCAAGGACAAGUACAAGCAGGUUUUCCUCGGCGGUGUCGACAAGAAGACCCAGUUCUGGCGCUACUUCGCAGGAAACCUCGCCUCCGGCGGUGCCGCCGGUGCCACCUCCCUCUGCUUCGUCUACCCCCUCGACUUCGCACGUACCCGUUUGGCCGCUGACAUCGGCAAGGGUGGAGCUCGCGAGUUCACAGGCCUAGGAAACUGUCUGAGCAAGGUGUUCAAGUCUGACGGCCUCGUCGGAUUGUACCGUGGAUUCGGUGUGUCCGUCCAGGGCAUCAUCAUCUACAGAGCCGCCUACUUCGGCUUCUUCGACACCGCCAAGGGAAUGUUGCCCGACCCCAAGAACACACCAUUCCUCAUCUCAUGGGCCAUCGCCCAGGUUGUGACCACCGUGGCCGGAAUUGCAUCUUACCCCUUCGACACCGUGCGUCGUCGUAUGAUGAUGCAGUCGGGCAGAGCCAAGGGCGAGAUCAUGUACAAGAACACAAUGGACUGCUGGGCAACCAUCGCAAAGAAGGAGGGCACUGGUGCCUUCUUCAAGGGCGCCUUCUCCAACGUCCUCCGUGGUACCGGCGGUGCUCUCGUGCUCGUCCUCUACGACGAGAUCAAGAAGGUCUUGUAAACAUUGCCGCCGUUUUGACCGCGAGGAGGAUCGUCGUCUCGGCAGAAAUUAACAAAGAAAGAAAGAGAGCAAGUUUAGCGAUUUUUGCAACCAUUC
Messenger RNA from Neocloeon triangulifer, 1038 nucleotides. RefSeq names its product ADP,ATP carrier protein. The record is from RefSeq and is a predicted model, not a curated record. Gene Ontology annotation, cellular component: mitochondrial inner membrane. The transcript is spliced from 4 exons. Gene Ontology annotation, biological process: mitochondrial ATP transmembrane transport; mitochondrial ADP transmembrane transport. Bases 46 to 942 code for a protein of 298 amino acids. Gene Ontology annotation, molecular function: ATP:ADP antiporter activity. Lineage: Eukaryota; Metazoa; Arthropoda; Insecta; Ephemeroptera; Baetidae.